This is a messenger RNA of Arabidopsis arenosa, 1345 nucleotides long. The record is from the annotation of a GenBank genome assembly. Lineage: Eukaryota; Viridiplantae; Streptophyta; Magnoliopsida; Brassicales; Brassicaceae.
UAUGUAGGUCAAACGAAGAUGUCAUUAACAAUGGGCAAGAGAAGAAGGUUCUGACUUUUGCUCACCUUACCUCAAGCCUGUUGGAAAUGAUAAUGUCUUAUCUCGUUUUAAGAGAUAACAUUCGUGCGUCGGCUGUCUGCAAGGCAUGGCGUAAAGCGGCCGAAUCUGUUCGGGUUGUGGAGAAGCAUCCAUGGGUUAUCACCUUUCCGAAGCAUGAAGACUUGACUAUCCUAUACGAUCCAUUGGAACGGAAGAGGUACACACUGAAUUUACCCGAGAUAGUUGGAACCAAUGUUUGUUACUCGAAAGACGGAUGGUUGCUUAUGCGAAGAUCAAGUUUAGUGGACAUGUUCUUCUUCAACCCUUAUACUCGGGAGCUUAUAAACUUGCCAAAGUGUGAGUUGUCCUUUCAAGCAAUUGCUUUCUCUUCUGCCCCUACAUCAGGUACUUGUGUGGUAAUAGCGUUAAGGCCUUUUACGAGAUUUGUCGUUCGUAUCAGCAUUUGUUAUCUUGGAGCAAUUGAGUGGACUACUCAAGAUUUCUCUUGCUCUCUCGGAUUUGACCCCUACAUGCAUAGCAACCUUGUCUAUGCCAAUGACCACUUCUAUUGCUUCAGCUCGGGAGGUGUUCUAGUUGACUUUGAUCUAGCUUCCCGUACAAUGAGUCAUCAAGCAUGGAAUGAACAUAAAUGCCCUUAUAUGCAUAAUGAGGAAUGGUUUAAUCUGCCCAAGAGAAUUUACUUGGCUGAGCAGAAAGGAGAGCUCUUUCUCAUGUAUACAUGUAGCAGCGAGAUACCGAUGGUGUAUAAACUUGUCUCCUCGGAUUGGGAGGAGAUGAGUACUACUCUUGAGGGCGUGACAAUCUUUGCAAGUAUGUACUCUUCAGAGACGAGAUUGGGUGUUCUUGGUAUGUGGAACAGUGUGUACUUCCCAAAGUAUGGUUUACAAGGUAAGGGAUGUGUAUCCUACUCGUUUGAUGAAGGCAGGUUCUAUCCGCGUAAGAAGCUUCCAAAACCAACAAUAUGGCAAAUGCAGAAAGAACUUUGCCCUCUUAGGAGUCUUUGGAUCGAGCCACCGUCUAAGGACAUCUUAGAUUUGAUGAAAUGAUAAGCAGUUGGAUUAUGGUAAAGGUAAGCUGAGCUAGCUUUGCCUUCGGGUACUUUUUUUAUUUGAUCAUUGCAUAUGUGAAACUUAUGGCGAGUUUAAGAUUCUGUACUGUUAUGAAAACUUACUUUUCAGCUUUAUGUUCUUCCGAAGUCUUUUGUAUGUUACUGAUUUGUGGUUAUGCAACAUUUUGAGUUUAUGUUUUAAUUUCCAUAGUCUUUUGCAUGUGAUUUAAUAUUCAU